GAAAAAGGUUUUAUAUUUUUUCUGGCUUCGGCCCCUCCGAGCCCGUCCCAGAACUUAAAUGACAAACAAGGUCUUAUGAUUUUGUCCUGGCUUCGGCUGCCCCAUCUCACACGAAGUUCUGCAUGACAGAGCAGCGCCCCCGAAAAAAUCAGCACUUGAGCGCAAAAUGACCGGUUGUAAUUCAUGAUUCACGGGUCUCGCUGUUAAAUGACCAGUUUCGUGAGCUGUGAUCUCUGUUGAAUUUCUUGACUCGCUCGCGAUUCGUGACCUGUGGUUCGGUUCUCGGAGCCCCGGACAAGCAUCUGUGAUUCGCAGGCAGGAUGUCGCCGGCCGUGUCUGAGAUGAGAACCCAAGUCGCGACCCUGUCAGGAAAAGCGGCCAGACGCAGCGGAGCGUGAGCGAAGCAGACAAGAAAGCGUACUGCCCGAGUGUCUCACAACGACCUGGCAAGAAAGAGUGACCUACCUUUAGCGUCUUGUAGCCGAAGACUUUCUUCGAAUCAGCCCGAAUUCACAAAAGGGUUAGUUAAGGCCUAAGACAAAGGCGGCUGCGCGCCCGGUGAGUUCCAACAAUGCCGAGAGAACGAGGUUGAGGGUCCCAAGCAUCUUUGUCUUGGGCGCUUGCGCAAGGGUCGUGGCCACGGUCAGCGUGAGGGCUUUCCCGGAUGGGAGCGCGCUGGGCUCAAGAGCGAGGCGAUGAGACCUGGCGCGCCAGCCAAGUGGCUGGGCACAAGGUGAUGUUUCGCGCCAGUGACAUCCACGGUGCCCCAGCCGGGCCGCGAGGCCCAGCGCUGACUGCGGCAGGCAAGGCGGCUGUGGUGCCGCCUCCGCCGUGGCUGGCCCCACAGGCUGCCAACGCUGGCAAGGCUUGGGGCAAAGGUAUGGACAUGGGCCCAUGUGUAGUGACGCCUCCCUGGGUCGGAGGCAAGAGUUGGGGCAAAGGUGAUCUGACCAGCGCAGGAUAUGAAUAUGGACCUGCGAAAGCUCCGCAGCUUGCCACUGUGUUUGCCGCCCCUUAUGCGGGAAAAGGAGGCACCAAGACCAGGCCACCUGGCAAGUCUGCAUGGGUCCCUGGCGCAAGGCAACAGGUAACUCCGAACACCGUCACUCUGCUGGGUGCUGGAAGCCUGCCCGCAGGCAUCGAGAAAGAUAUCGAGGAGCAGGCAAGGCAAAUCUGCAUCCAGCACUCCUUCAGCACUCCGGAUGAGGUGAGAUAUGUGUCACCUUCCUUAGUGUUGAUUGACUUCCCGUACCAGGAAGCUUGCCGGGAAUUCCUUCGUGUUUCCAAUGGGCAGCUUAAGGUCCGGCAAUGGGUCUACAGGUUGCAGCACUCAAAUGCUGCCAUCAGCGAAGGUGAUCAGGAUGCUAUCACAGAGAGUGUGGAGGAGAAUCCUUCAGACACACUGAUGGUGCGGCUAAUAGGAGAGCUAGAAGAAGGUCGAAUCAAGAAGGCAUUCCAAGCCCACGUGCCGGUGGUGAAAGCCGUGCGGAUGAUGCUGGAUAGAUCAACCAGGAAGUCAAAGGGCUUCUGCUUCGUCUCAUUUUACUCCGUUAGCGAUGCCAUGACAGCAAAGAACCGGAUGAUUGCAGCCGGGUCAGUGAUUGACGCCAAGAAGGUGGCCAUCAGCUUUGCCAAGCCGCAGACGCAAGAGCAGGCGCUGGAGAGCGACAUGAACGCCCGAGCGGAGCAGCACGUCAUACAGGCCCAGGCGCAGCAGGCCUUGAGUGGCGUCAACGCAGAGAUGUGGUCUUCCUACAUGCAGUUUUGCGAGGAAGAGAAGGAGAAGGAGAGCAGAGAGAAGCAGGCGUUGAUGGAAGCCUUGGAAGCCAAAAAGCGUGCUCUACAGGCAGCAGUUCCGCUUGAAACCGGACCUGAGAGCUCUGUUUGAGACGUAGAGGAGUUUGCGCAAUCAUAUAGUGAAAAAGACGAAGCGGGCGACGCCUGAGGGAAAGCGUGAGAUUCCCUCGGCAUUUGGGGAGCAAUGCGCAAGGUGUGUGCGGAUGCGCAACUCCUUUUUUUGCAAGGG
Molecule: messenger RNA, 2026 nt
Organism: Effrenium voratum
Lineage: Eukaryota; Dinophyceae; Suessiales; Symbiodiniaceae
Source: the annotation of a GenBank genome assembly